AUGCAGCUUCGGAAUUCGGUGCUUGCGGGUGCGUGCUUUGCACUCGUGUGCUGCGCGGCGGCAGACACCUCACAUGUGCUUACUCCUGAACUUCUAAUAGAGGCGGCGCGUCCCGGGACCGGAAUUGUGAAUCACGAAGGUACGCAAGUCAUUGUUCCCGUCUCCUAUGCGUCUACGCAGACGGGCAAAAAAAGCAGCGACCUCUACCACGUCCAGCUGAAUCACACUGCGCGCGAUCCGAAGAGCGCUGCUGCUCGUGUAGCGCAAAAUACUUCAGAGGAGAGUGCGUUUCUCGAUGAAACAUCGUUUGCGUUCCUUGCCAACAAGACACUGUUUACGUGCUCGCUCAAAGCAGCGUGCAAACCCGUCAAGCUGCUCGACGUGCCUGUCCGCAUUGAGAACUUACGCAGCGUGCAGCAUGACAAUGACACGACGCUUGUAUUUUCCGCUACUGUGUAUGAAGAUGGCUCGCUCGAGGGCGCGGCAAGUGCCGAAGAAAGCGAGGCGCUGCACAAUUGGGAGAAGCAUUACAAAGUCUAUGAUGACUUGAUGGUGCGCCAUUGGGACCAGUGGCUCUACCCCAAGCGAAAAACGCAACUCUUUUCCGUGGACGUGGCGAAGGACGAGCAUGGCGUGUGGCACAACACCAGCGCGUUCCGCAACAUGAUGGGGGGCACAAGGCUAGAAUCGCCCGUAGGACCUCUCGGUACCGCGCAAGACUUUGCAGUCUCGUCUCGCUAUUGCAUCUUUACGGCCAAGGACCCUGAUAUGAACCCUGCUUGGCACACGAAACAGAACUUGUACCUCGUCCCGCUGCGCGGCGGCCCAGCACCGCGCAAAAUUACGCGCGACGGCCGCGGCUGGGUGGGCAGCCCCGCGAUAUCCCCCGACGGUGAUACCAUUGCAUUUUUGCAGCAGUACAGAGAUGGAUUCGAGAGCGACCGCAAGAUCGUGCAGACCUACUCGAUCCGCGCCAAUGCGCAAACCGAGCAGUACAGUGACUGGCAGCUGUCGCCUGACGCUCUCACAUUCUCGCGCGAUGGGCGUACCUUGUACAUUAGCGUGCCCGAGCACGAGCAAGUGCGUCUAUACCGCGCACCGUUCCACGACGGCAAGCUCGGUGCACGCCGCGCACUCGUCGAGCAAGGCGGAGUGAGUGGAUUUGCUGAGCUUGCAGACGAAAGCCUGCUCUACACGCUCUCUUCGUUCGAUCACCCCAACGAUCAGUUUGUGUACAAAGACGGCCACAGCGAGCGCUUAACCGACUUUUUUGGCGCAGACGACCGGUACAGCCAGCUGGACCUCGGCGCAACAGCAGAGCAGUUUGACUAUAUCGGUAGCGACAAUGUCACAAUGCACGGCUGGAUCGUCCGGCCGCCAGGAGACACGGACAAGAAGCUGCCGCUCGCGGUGCUAAUUCACGGCGGUCCCGAAGGCGAUUGGACUAAUGCGUGGUCUACGCGCUGGAACCCCAAAGUAUUUGCUGCCGCUGGAUUUGUUGUCGCCAUGCUCGAUCCCUCUGGAUCCACGAGCUUUGGGCAGGAUAUGACAGCACGUGUCCUGCAGCACUGGGGCGAUCGCGUCCUGAAAGAUGUGCUGAAAGGUGUGCACCACGUCUUGGACACGCAGCCAAAUGUCGAUAGGCAGCGUGUCGUGGCGGCAGGCGCGAGCUUUGGCGGUUACAUGGUGAACUGGAUUCAAGGACAUAACAAUGACUCGCUAUUCAAAGCACUCGUCACACACGACGGCGUGUUCAACACAGAGGCAAAUUGGUAUACUACCGACGAGCUCUACUUCCCUGAAGCUGAAUUCGGCGGCAUGCCCUGGACGAACAAGAAUGGAUUUGGCCAAUUCAGUCCGCACCACCAUACGGGCAACUGGAAUACGCCGCAUUUGAUCGUGCAUGGCGGCCGUGACUACCGUCUAGACCCUGCCGAGGGCAUCGCUGCAUUCAACACACUGCAGCGCCGCGGCGUGCCUUCCCGGCUUCUCUUUUUCCCGAACGAGGGGCACUGGGUCACGGAUGCAAAGAAUGCAUUAAAAUGGCACCAUGAAGUAAUUGGAUGGCUGGUCCAGUGGUCCGCUCGGGAUGCAGCGCCUGCAUACCGCACGGCCCCUCGGAUGAUGCACUUCCAGUCGACGCCGUAG
Molecule: messenger RNA, 2148 nt
Organism: Malassezia vespertilionis
Lineage: Eukaryota; Fungi; Basidiomycota; Malasseziomycetes; Malasseziales; Malasseziaceae
Exons: 1
Coding region: 1-2148 (715 amino acids)
Biological process (GO): proteolysis
Molecular function (GO): serine-type endopeptidase activity
Source: RefSeq, a predicted model, not a curated record